Messenger RNA from Penicillium verhagenii, 1194 nucleotides. Its product is annotated as sugar phosphate isomerase/epimerase family protein. The coding region runs from base 1 to 1194 and encodes 397 amino acids. The record is from RefSeq and is a predicted model, not a curated record. The transcript is spliced from 2 exons. Lineage: Eukaryota; Fungi; Ascomycota; Eurotiomycetes; Eurotiales; Aspergillaceae.
AUGUACACACGACCAACCCCAACACAUCCAACACCAUCCAACAUUAUAGAAUUUCUGCCUACCAUGGCAGCAUAUUCUCUUUUGAAUGAUUCAAUGAUCAGACACGCAGUCAACAUUUACCACACUGUAGCGGCCGGUAAAAUGGCACCAAUAAGCCGUCAAUCGCUACAAAAGAUCCCCCUGUCUUACGCGACCUGCUCAAUCGGCUGUGGCCCCAACGACACGCUGGCACGCAGACUCGAAGCAAUCAGCACUGCAGGAUUCAUCUCAAUCGAGCUUUCUUUCCCGGAUAUUCUCGAGUUUGGCACACAACUCCUCGGAUACCAGGUCCAGCCGGAUAAUUACUCCGUUUUAUUAGGCGUGGCCCGGGAUAUUCGACGAUUAUGCGAUGCGAACGCGUUGACUGUAAUGAUGUUGCAGCCAUUUGCGAAUUUCGAAGGAUGGCCGCAAGGUUCGGCGGAGCGGGAGGAUGCUUUUACGAGAGCGAAGGGCUGGAUUGAGAUUAUGAAGAUUGUGGGCACUGAUCUUUUACAGGUCGGAGCAACCGAUACAAGCGAAGAAAAGAUUUCUACCUCCCGCGAGGCCAUUGUCUCCGAUUUGCGUGAGCUAGGCGGCAUGCUGGCAAAGAACAAUUUCCGACUCGCUUAUGAAAACUGGUGCUGGUCCACGCACGCACCGGGCUGGAAAGAAGUAUGGCAGAUCGUCCGGGACGUCGAUCUCCCCAAUGUGGGUCUCUGUCUGGAUACUUUCCAAUCAUGUGGAAGCGAAUGGGGCGAUCCGACUACUUCUUCAGGGUUGAUCGAAGAUGAAACGGUGGAUCAACUGAAAACAAACUGGAACUCCAGCAUGCAAGAGCUAGCAGCCACUGUGCCUGGCGAUAAGAUAUAUUUGCUGCAGAUCUCGGAUGCGUAUAAAGUGUCGCCUCCGCUGGAAGACAAGGUCAUUGGGGGCUUGCGGCCGCGUGGUCGCUGGAGCCAUGACUUCAGACCCAUGCCGUAUGACGGUGGAUAUUUGCCGAUUGAGGACUUCGCACGGGCGGUGCUACAGACUGGGUUUAGGGGAUGGUUCUCUAUGGAGAUCUUUGAUGGGGGGCCUGAUGGCAAGGGGAGGAAAUACGAGUUGAAUGAAUUUGCAAAGAAGGCAAUGGACAACAUGCAGAAGCUUUUGGACAAUUGUGCUACAGAAGCUCGUUGA